Molecule: messenger RNA, 429 nt
Organism: Aedes aegypti (yellow fever mosquito)
Lineage: Eukaryota; Metazoa; Arthropoda; Insecta; Diptera; Culicidae
Product: histone H3.3-like
Exons: 2
Cellular component (GO): nucleosome
Molecular function (GO): structural constituent of chromatin; DNA binding; protein heterodimerization activity
Source: RefSeq, a predicted model, not a curated record
AUGACGUACCGAUCGAUCGGAACGAUCCAAUUUAUUUUCCGUUUCUUCCAAAUGGAAGAUCGUCCUUUGCCUCCCUUGUCUCGCCGUGUGAACUGUUAUGACGGUCUGUCGAAAGUCGCUCGCAAGAGCGCUCCAGCCACCGGAGGAGUCAAGAAGACGUAUCGCUAUCGUCCAGGAACGGUCGCUCUUUGUGAGAUCCGUCCCUACCAGUAUUCGACGGAGCUGCUGAUCCGCAAGUUGUCAUUCCAGCGCCUGGUCCAUGAAAUCGCUCGGGACUUCAAGACCGAUAUGCGAUUCCAGAGCUCGGCCGUCAUGGCCCUGCAGAGAGCGAGGCCUGUCUUUGAGGGUACCAUCAUGUGCGCGAUCCACACCAAGCGUAUCACCAUCAUGCCAAAGGACUUUCAGCUGGCUCGUCGUAUCCGUGGCGAU